This is a messenger RNA of Filobasidium floriforme, 1337 nucleotides long. RefSeq lists its product as uncharacterized. Gene Ontology annotation, cellular component: Golgi membrane. The record is from RefSeq and is a predicted model, not a curated record. NCBI's taxonomy places the organism in Eukaryota, Fungi, Basidiomycota, Tremellomycetes, Filobasidiales, Filobasidiaceae. The annotation marks the transcript as partial. Gene Ontology annotation, molecular function: glycosyltransferase activity. Gene Ontology annotation, biological process: protein N-linked glycosylation. The transcript has a single exon.
AGAUGGGAAUCCUCUCGACAUCACUGCCCGUCUCUCGGUACGACGUCAUCCCUACUCCCCAUGACUAUCAUCAUCGACGACCCGCUCAUACUCGACGAUACUCGACCCGCCGCAUCCUCUUCCGCCUCAAAGUACUCCUCGGCCUCGUCCUCUACUCUCUGACCGUAUUCUACCUGGAAGAAAUCUCCAACCUCGUACUCCCUACCUUCACUCUCCCUCAUCACAAGACAUGGUUCUUCCCGCGUUACACUCCUCGGGCCGUCAUCCCCGCUACCGCCUCACAGCUGGAAGAAGGGAUGCCAAGGGUGUUGAUCGUGCAGUAUGAACCCCCUACCUUGGGUCCUUGGAGCAGGCUCUACAGAGCUUCUGUGAGGAACCAUGAAGACUACGCCAAAGCUUGGGGGUACGGGUAUAAGGUGGAUUCCUUCCCUUAUGUACGGGAACAGGGGUGGGGUAGGGCUAGGAUAUGGGGGAAGGUCGAGUCAAAGGGGUACAUGAACAAGGUGUACGCGCUGGAAAGAGCUCUUCUUGAAGAACUCGCCAAGGAAAAGGACGAGCGGGCAGAGUGGAUAUGGGUGGUCGAUGUGGAUACGUUCAUCGUGGACCCUUCGAUCCCGUUGACCGACUAUCUACCUCCUCCGUCCCUCUACUCGUCUGGCAACUACGAUAGCGAGAACCACGACGGGAAACCUACCCCGCUACCUCUACCUCCUUUGAUUCUAGGGAAUCAGGACCACAACGGGCUAAACUACGGGGUCAUGAUCUACCACGUCGAACGCCUCGCCCUAGACUUCGUCCAUACGAUCUUGCAACUGGAACAAGAACAUAUCCUGACAGAAAAGAAAGCGCCUACGGAUCAACACCUCGUUUGCGACAUCUUGAAAUCGGAAUCAGAUCCUAGGUUCGGAGAAAGGUUCUGGGAAAUACCUCAAAGAUGGUUGAACGGGUAUACGUUGCCAGAGGUCGGGUCCGGCGGUCGGAAAGACGGGCGGGGGUACGAUCAUAAUGAUCCGGACGAGGUGGACGACCUCGACUCCCACGAAGGCGAGGACAUACUCGAUAGCCAGGGUCCAGGUCCGGCUAUGCACGUCCAUCUCGUCAACGCCGUCAAAGAGAAGCUCCCUUACACCGACCUCUUACGAGCCUGUGACGAGGUUUACCUCGAAGCCGAGCUCAAGGCCAACUCGACCGGGGUCGAGGGGAACGGGUUGAGGUUGUUGAGCGGAGAAAGACGCCGGGCGAAGAAGGCGGCGAGGAGGUGGUGGAGUACGCAUGGACCCGGGGUGGAAGGGAUGAAGUUCAACGAGUAUUGAAAAAGGGUUAUUUAAGGAUUGCAG